Molecule: messenger RNA, 3106 nt
Organism: Thalassophryne amazonica
Lineage: Eukaryota; Metazoa; Chordata; Actinopteri; Batrachoidiformes; Batrachoididae
Gene: bend3
Product: BEN domain containing 3
Exons: 4
Coding region: 198-2639 (813 amino acids)
Biological process (GO): rDNA heterochromatin formation
Cellular component (GO): heterochromatin
Molecular function (GO): DNA binding
Source: RefSeq, a predicted model, not a curated record
AGGAGAAGAAGAACUGACAUCAACACACACCUUACGUCAGGCGAGAAAGCGUAGAAGAAGCUUCACGAGAAAAAAAAAUACAUAUAUAAUAUCAACAAGAAGCAGAUUUCUGAAGGCAUAAAGAAAACAGGACAGGCUGCGGAAAUGUCCAAGAGGCCAAUGAGAGCGGCGGAGGAGCGCGUGGAACCGUAACGGCUAUGAGUUUCUCUGUGCACAGAGAAAUCUUAGAUGAAGCGAUGCUUGAGAAAGAACACAGGCAUGUCCAAGACGUUAAGGAUGAGCAGGAGGACUUUGCAAUUUGCAAUUCACCUGAAGGACUUGCAGGAGGAUGUCAGAGUGUCACUGAACCAAGUAAACGGACCUCUGCAGAGAUGGAUCCCGAGACACACCAGUCCACGAGUAGCAAGAGAGUUCGAGUGUCUGACAAGACGGGGCGACACUUCCUAGAAGAGAGCAGCACAUAUGAACCUCUGUGCCUCGCUACAAAUGGAGAGAACAGAGACCACGGCCAGGAGAAAUCCACACUGUCCUACAGAAAACCUCUCUUCAGCAUCUCCCACAGGAUCACAGAGAAGAGGAACACGCCGAGUCUGGAGCAACAGGCCGCACACGGUGCCAGCAUUCAGCUCAAUUACAGAACUGACCUCUCACCCCGGGUCCAAGGUUCAGAGGAAAAUGGCUCGUUUGGCUCCAUAUUAGGGCAGACUGCGUCUCCAGACUCGAGCCUGUAUCCACUGAUCGAAAAAAUGUUUUACAUUCUUAAUACCCUCAAUUCAAGCAUGACUCAGCUGCACAGCAAAGUGGACUUGCUGACCCUUGAAGUCAUGCGGAUAAAGAAGCAGAUCAAACCAGCUGAGAUGCUGAGCGACUUCCAGCCUCCCCCCGAGUAUCUGCUUACAAGCAACGAACUGAAUCAGCUGAUGGAGCAGACGUCCAGUUCCGGGGAGCUUGGGUGUCGGCUGCUGGUGCAUCUCUUCCCGGAGAUGUUCAAAGCCAGGGAAUGUUCUCACGAGUGCACAGCAAGUAAGAGAACACUGGAGUCACUACAUCUGCAGCUGAUCCGGAACUACGUGGAGGCAUGUUACCCUUCUGUCAAGAACAACAGCGUCUGGCAGGAGGAGUGCCUGCUUCAGAUUAAUGAUUUUUUAAAUCGGUUCUGGGCCCAAAGAGACAUGGAAAGUGCGUGGCUGCCGAAGAAGCAGACAGCUGCAGGUGGUGGGGUAAAGGCAGAGCAUCCGCAAAGCUAUGACUUCAUUAAUGAACAGGGUCAGGCAGAACCCGUCUCUCUAGAUAACCAACAGAGCAGCCUGGCUGGCUCAGACCUUACCUUCAGUACUCAAGCCACAGAGGAGCUGGAUGAUUCCUCCUCCCCUGAGGACUUUGUUAUUUUUCUUAUGCACCGCCUCUUCCCUGAGGUUUUUGAAGAGGGAAAACUGCCAGAAGGUUCUGGCAGUUUUAGUAGUGUGGGACAGCUGAUUCUGGACUCUGACAAGAUGGUAAUCAUAAGAAAGUACAUGGAAGCAAACUUUCCUGAUGUUCCAGAAGAGAGCUGGCUGCAGGUGUGCAUUCAGCAUAUGGAAGACACGCUGGACGGUCCUCACAGUAACAGCAACGGGAGUGAAACUGAUAACUACGAUCUGGCCAACCUUUCCGACGAUGUUUCGUCCUUUAAAGUUUCUGACUUGGGUGAUAUUGAAAGGCGCAGUCGCAAAUCCAAGAAGUCCCUGCUGUCACCCGUAGAUUUUGACAAUCUGAAGAUUCCACUUCCAGACUUUAUUGUUCCACAGGAGUACAUUUUGUCCAAGGAGAAGCUGAAGAACAUCUAUGAAUGUAGCUUGUCCAUUGGGAACUUUGCUUCUCGGCUGCUGGUGCUCAUGUUCCCUGAACUCUUCACCCAGGAGAACACACGGAAGCAGUACAACUGUAGCGGUUCCCUCGGCAAAAAGCAGCUCGACCCUGUUCGCGUAAAUUUGAUCCGUCACUAUGUGCAGUUAGUCUACCCACGGGCCAGGAACGACAGAGUGUGGAUGUUGGAGUUCGUGGGGAAGCUUGACGAGCGGUGCAGAAGACGCGACACAGAACAGAGACGAUCAUACCUGCAGCAGCGUAAAGUUUAUGGCCAAGAGUCAGACCAAGAAGCAAGGGACUUUCUCUGCCAGCUGAACCAGUUUCAUUCAGACAGCAUGAGGGAGGAUCCAGAUGUUGCCUCUUUACCCCCAGAAAAAAGCAGCAAAGACUUCUGCAAGAUCCCUCUGGAUGAGCUGGCUGUAUCCACCCCAGACUUCCCCGUACCGUCUGUGUAUUUGCUGUCAGACUCGGAGAUUCGGGAAGUCGUUCAGCAGAGUCUCUCUGUUGGUAAUUUUGCUGCCCGUCUGCUGGUGCGCCUCUUUCCCGAGCUCUUCACCCAGGAGAACCUACGGCUGCAGUACAACCAUUCAGGGGCCUGCAACAAGAAGCAGCUGGACCCUGUGCGCCUGCGGCUGAUCCGUCACUACGUGGAAGCGGUGUAUCCCGUGGAGAAGAUGGAGGAGGUGUGGCACUAUGAAUGUGUGCCAAGCAUUGACGAACGCUGCCGGCGCCCCAAUCGCAAGAAAUGUGACAUUCUUAAGAAAGCCAAGAGGUCGAGCACUGUGAUCUAGUUACAUUUCUUCACGGGAGAGGUUACAGUUUGUCAGUAAGAUAAUUGCACAUUAUGUAUAAGCUGAAAAUGCAUCAGUUCGCUUUUACAAACUGUCACGUGGAGGAUGAAACCAAGAUGGUCCGUUUUGUUUCAGGGCUGUUCUUGGUCCUAUUUUACCUUUUGACUGCAGCAGUAGAUGUUGUAGUUUACACAGUCUUAUUCUUGUUGGAUUAAGAAUUUAAACACCUAUUUAUAAGCCAAAACGGUUACAUCGUAUCUGAUAUACUUUCCUGAUAAACAUUGUAGCCUUAACAGUGAUAGUAGGUAAUGGCAUAGUUGAGUUUUACUGUAUGGACAUGAAAUCAGUCAGUGAUUUUUUUUUUUUUUUCCUUUCUUCAUUGCAGUUACUGAUGUAGCAUCAUGCCACCACUGUAUAAAUAAUGUGCUUAUGUUAAGCCUUCUUAUAGAACUUUGUAUUAAUGACAA